This is a messenger RNA of Episyrphus balteatus (marmalade hoverfly), 1539 nucleotides long. Its product is annotated as probable cytochrome P450 304a1. The transcript has 6 exons. Gene Ontology annotation, molecular function: iron ion binding; oxidoreductase activity, acting on paired donors, with incorporation or reduction of molecular oxygen; monooxygenase activity. NCBI's taxonomy places the organism in Eukaryota, Metazoa, Arthropoda, Insecta, Diptera, Syrphidae. The record is from RefSeq and is a predicted model, not a curated record. The coding region runs from base 1 to 1539 and encodes 512 amino acids.
AUGAUUACUUCAAUUCUUUUGAUCGCCUUAACAAUUUUGUUCUUGUACAUUUCUUAUUCUUUUGGAAUAAAAAGGCCUAAAGGAUGUCCCCCAGGUCCACCACGAUUACCAAUUUUCGGAAGUUAUCUAUUUUUGAUGAUGGCUGGUGGUAAAUGGCUUCACAAAGGAGCACUUUGGCUCAGCAAAUUUUAUAAAUCAGAUAUAAUAAGCAUUUAUAUUGGCAAUAACUUAGCUUAUGUUGUUCAUAAUGCCGAAGGAGUAAGGGAAAUACUUUAUAACAGAGCUUUUGAUGGAAGACCUGAUUUGUAUUUAGCCCGGAUGAGAGAUCCUAAUCACAAUAGAAAAGGUAUCUUCUUCCAGGAUGGACCAGUAUGGAAAGAACAACGCCGGUUUAUACUACGAUACAUGCGUGAUUUUGGAUUUGGGCGCCGUUUUCAAGCCUUAGAGACUGUUAUUCAUGAAGAAAUAUUAGAUUUAAUUGAUGUCAUUAAAAAUGGACCGAAAUUUGAUCAUGAAAAAAUUAUUGCUCAAAAAGGACAAUUAUUAUGUCCUUUAGCAUUUAGUUGCUGUACCGCAAAUUCUAUUUUCUAUGUUAUGUUUAAUGAAAGAAUUCCUAGAGCUGAACAGAAUGUUCUCCUAAAAGUUGGAUUCUAUGGAAUGGAACUGCAGAGAAAAGCUGAUCAUUAUGGAAAAAUGUUUAGUAUCAUUCCAUGGAUAAGACAUUUUUUCCCCGAAAAGAGCUGUUAUCGUCCGAUAAUGGAAUCUAAUAAAUUUUUAUACAAUUUCUUCGAGACUAUGAUAGGAAAGUAUAUAAAAACUUUUGAUGAAAGUUAUGAAAGAAAUUUUGUAGAUUUAUACCUAAAAGAAAUGCAGAAAGAACAAGUGGAAAACAACAAGGAAACAGGUUAUUUAUAUGACCAAUUUGUUCUUAGCUUGAUCGAUUUUUCUUUUCCUGCAUUCACUGCAAUCGGCACGCAAAUGUCACUUAUUUUCCAAUGGUUGCUAAUGAAACCGGAUGUACUGAAAAGGAUUCAAAAGGAAAUCGAUGAGUAUGUUGGCUCUGGAAGACUGCCAUGUUUAGAUGACCGACAAAAUCUUCACUAUACCGAAGCAACCAUAAGAGAGGGACUACGAAUGGAAACUUUGGUACCUUCUGAUGUCCCACAUGUUGCCUUGUAUGAUACUGAGUUUUUGGGAUAUCAUGUUGAAAAGGGUACAAUUAUGUUUCCUAGUCUGUUUGCCUAUCAUAGUGAUAAAAGGGUGUGGAAUGACCCUGAAAACUUUAGGCCUGAAAGAUUCUUAGAUGAAACAGGAAAAUUGUGUCUAAAGAAUGAUGUUUCAUUUCCAUUUGGUGCAGGAAAAAGACUUUGUGCGGGUGAAACAUUUGCGAGGAAUAUGCUAUUUCUUUUACUAUCAUCUAUUUGUCAAAACUUCAAUGUAGUUCUAGCUCCUGGAGAGAAUCUACCAGAUAUGUCGAAAAAUGUUACCGGUUUAAUUAUUGCACCUCCCGACUAUUGGAUCAACUUGGAAUCCAGAUAA